This is a messenger RNA of Sceloporus undulatus (fence lizard), 2189 nucleotides long. RefSeq names its product DBF4 zinc finger (gene DBF4). Bases 28 to 2082 code for a protein of 684 amino acids. Gene Ontology annotation, cellular component: nucleus; Dbf4-dependent protein kinase complex. Gene Ontology annotation, biological process: regulation of cell cycle phase transition; positive regulation of nuclear cell cycle DNA replication. The transcript is spliced from 11 exons. Lineage: Eukaryota; Metazoa; Chordata; Lepidosauria; Squamata; Phrynosomatidae. Gene Ontology annotation, molecular function: nucleic acid binding; protein serine/threonine kinase activator activity; zinc ion binding. The record is from RefSeq and is a predicted model, not a curated record.
UUCCUUUUUCUUUUGGCGAUAGGUGAUAUGCAAGGAAGAACAGAAAGAAAUAGACCUCCCCUGAAAACUGUAAAGAAAGAUUCCACGAAGUCAGAUAAAUUAAAAUACAAACCACUUACUGGGAAAGUGUUCUACCUUGAUGUUCCAUCUAAUGUCCUCUCUGAAAACAUAGCAAAAGAUCUUAAAGAAUUGGGAGGGAGAGUUGAAGGAUUUCUGAGUAAAGAUAUUAACUAUCUGAUCUCUAAUAAAAAGGAAGCAAAAUUUGCUCAGACUCUUGGACAAGUGUCUCCGGUCCCAAGCCCAGAAUCUGUGUACAAUGGUGGAAACAGUUCACCUCAUCCAAGCAGCAGAAGAGAUAGACAUGACGGAAGUUCAUAUAAGACAGCAGAUGCAGUGCGUAUGAGUAGAGGAAAAUCCUUAGUUGAAAAAGCAAUCAAGGAACAGGAAUUAAUCCCUUCAGGUAGUAUACUAUCUAAUGCCUUGAGCUGGGGAGUGAAAAUACUUCACGUCGAUGAUAUCAAGAAUUACAUUGAUCAAAAGAAGAAAGAUCUCUCUCUGAUCAAGAAAUCAAGCGCAGAAAUCAAAGAUGUGGAAAAAGAGCCAAGUGAUCAGAGAAGAAAAAGUAAACUGAAAAAUCCCUUUCUGAAGGUAGAGGAUAGAAGAUGUCACUACAGACCAUUUUACUUGCAACUGUCCAGCUUUCCUGUUGUCAACUAUUCUAAUCCAACACCUUGCAGUCCAUUUGAAGUAGAAAGAAAGAAUGCUAAUGGCCAAAGGGAAAUUCAGAAUAAGCAAAGAAACCAAGAACUUAAGGACAAGGAAAAGGGCCCUCUUGAAGUUCCCCCAAAGCAUAAGAAGAGAAAAGGAUAUUGUGAAUGCUGUCUUAAGAAGUAUGAUGAUCUUCAAGCUCAUGUUGAAAGUGAACAACAUCAGACCUUUGCACAAAGUUCUCAUUAUCAGGUUGUGGAUGACAUCAUUUCCAAAGUUCCUUGUGACUUUUUAGAAUUAAGAGAGAAUACACCAAAAAUUAAGAGGCGAAAAUGUAGCAUUGGACAAUUUGCUCCUCUUAUUGGAACAAAAACAGAAGAACUGAAAGAAAGGCUGAAGAGGCAAGAUAUGCCACUGAGGUGGUAUUCUAGAAAAAGCAUUACAGUGCAGACAACGAAAGAAAGUUCUCAGUGCAUAGAUGCCCAUCCUCAUUCUACACACAAAAAUUCUACCUCUGAACCUUCAUGUUCUGUAUAUUCCUAUCACACCAUCUGUUCUUCAGAAGCAUCAAGAAAAGUGAGUGGCAAUACUGAAAGUGGCAAAAUGUCAAAAGCCUGCAAUUUAACAGAGAAUGCUAUAUCAACAAACUUGGUACAACUACCUCCCCAGAAAGAAAGUAAAGUGUGUACGAAAAACUUGUCUGAAAUAUAUGAACAUUAUGAGCCUGCUUCAAGACAGAAUUUACAAGAGUUUUCAGCAAAUUUAAACUUGCUGCACGCUCAAAUCCACGGCUCCAAGUUAAAUGAAAUGAAUCAUACAUCAAAGCCAAAAAGAAAAUUGAACAAUGCAGCUCUUCUGCCAGCAAAAUGUUUGAAGAAAGUGGAUGCUCAUUCAGGAGUUGACAAAGAUGUUGCUUACCAUGUUGCAAACAUGGAGAGUAAUUUUCCUAGAGAACUUUCAGUCCUCCUAGAGACAGAAAAACCACCACAUUGUCCCCCUGCAAACAAAGAGUCCAAUGACUUGACAAACCUUAGUAUACAAACUUCACCUUCAAUAAAACUAAGCAGAAAAGUCAUACAUUCUGUAGGGAGGAAUAAAAAAGGAAUUUUGAGACAAAAUAUGGAGGUAUGUUUACAGCCUCCUGAUAAACCACCUGUUCCAGAGAAUAUAAAAACUGUACAAAGUUCAUCAACACAUGCACUAUUACAGUUAUUUCAGACCAGUGAUGCAAAUUCUGAAUUUGGGGGCUUUUCAAGUAUACAGGAAAACAAAGAUACAAGUUUAAUGAAAGAUACUUGGGAUGACCAGCAUACAGACAUUCUGUGGUCUUUGUUUUCUACUUCUGCCUCCUCGUCACCAUUUAUUGGAUUUUAAUGCUGCUUUAUUUAAAACGAUGAGUUUUGAAUAAACGUGCAAACUGAAAGAUUUUAUUUGUGAACAUUUUUGUUUGUAUAAUAAAUGAUAGAUGAUUCUCGUAUUAA